UCUUCUUGUUAAUUUAUUUUCGAUAGAAAUUAAAAUGAACGUGCAAAACAAGUAACGAACAGUAUAUAUAUUUAACAGAAUACAUGGAGACUAAUGGAGAUUUAUCCAGGCCCGUUGGUGGUGCCCAAGGGCGCCUUCGAUCUGAAAGGCUAUGGGACACCCUGACCCAUAGCCUUAAUGCCAUAGGCAAUGGCUCAACAAAAACAACCAAAAAGUGGAAAAAAGUUUGGGCGGAUCUAAAGUCAAAAACUAAGAAGAAGGGGCUUAGAAUCCGCCUAGCUGCCAAUGGCACAGGCGGUGGGCCACAUGAUGGUCAGUCGCUGUCGGCACUUGAUCUCAGAGUGCUGGCUAUCAUGGGCCUACUGGGUGUCCAAGGCCAAGAGGCUGUCCAAGAGCUGGGUUUUACCAAUACUCCCACCACCAUCACCACAAUCACCACAAUCACCACAGAUGAUGUCGACGGAAGACAUACAAUAUAA
Messenger RNA from Aricia agestis (brown argus), 479 nucleotides. RefSeq lists its product as uncharacterized. The coding region runs from base 84 to 479 and encodes 131 amino acids. The transcript has 4 exons. NCBI's taxonomy places the organism in Eukaryota, Metazoa, Arthropoda, Insecta, Lepidoptera, Lycaenidae. The record is from RefSeq and is a predicted model, not a curated record.